Molecule: messenger RNA, 2001 nt
Organism: Cyclocybe aegerita
Lineage: Eukaryota; Fungi; Basidiomycota; Agaricomycetes; Agaricales; Hemipholiotaceae
Source: the annotation of a GenBank genome assembly
CAUGCUCGGCGCAAGCGCAAUCGCAAUCAGCCCACGACGUGCGGCGAGGAGGUCGCUUGGCCUGCUCUGCGUGAUGGUGCUCACACUUUUCCUCAGCCAGGGUCUCCAAGUACCCGACCGAGAAACCGCCACUACUGGUCCUGCAAAACCUCCACAGCCGAAAAAUUGGACGGGCCUCAACUGGACACGGGCGCGGAUAGGAAAGAGUUGGCAUGCACGCACAAAGCAGAAGGUUCUGGAUGUUGGGCAUAGUAGCGAAAACGAGGAAGGAGGUCGAACGGACAGCCUGGAGAAGCACGUCUAUCGCACGGAUGGACUGCUAGAGGUCAACCCAAAUGGACCGCACCCGAUCUUCGAACUGAUGCAUCGAGCUGAAAAGGAAUGGGAGGAAAAACUGCUGCGGGCGAGCAAGACGCUCGAGCAGGCUGUUGCAGAGUACCAACGACGAUACAAACGAAUGCCUCCGCCUGGCUUCGACGACUGGUGGGCGUACGUCGAAUAUCACAACGUGCAACUGCCAGACGAGUAUGACCAGAUCUAUCGAGACCUGGAGCCAUUUCAUGGCAUGAAUCCCAAGGAUCUGUUAAAGAUUCAGCACGAUUGGGAAGCCCAUGAAGAUUCGUUUACUGUCGGGAAAGAUACGAUGGAGGAGCCCAUUGCGUUGAAGAAUUGCUCUCUUCCUGGAGGUGAUGUUUCGCGAACAGGACUCGCGAAGGGCGCGUACGAGAUUAUGGAACUGCUUAAGGAGAUUGAGCGCUCGAUACCACCGUUCAGAGCUGUCUUUUCGCCCCACGACAACCCAAACUUGGCGACAGAUUACGAGCUCAGAGAGAUGGCGAUUGAAGCCGCUGCUGCUGGGAAAGAUAUCGACAUAAACAAAGCACUUCCUGCCAAACUUUCCGGCUGGAUAGCGGCCUGCGCACCCAAAUCCCCAGCUCGCAAUCAGCGAAUCAACUGGGGCGGACCACCAACGUCCCAGUCUUCCAACUCCAAUACCUUUAUUUACGACCACUACCGCUCCAUGGACCCCUGCCUACACCCUUCCCAUCUUCUUCUGCAUGGCCAGUUUAUCUCACACCGACGCGGCCCAGUUCCGCAUCGCACCCUUGUCCCACAGUUCUCCUUCUGCGUGACAAGACUACACCACGACUUCAUCUCUGCGAUGCCAAUCAACUGGAUUGAGGACAUUGAGCCGCGCGAGGACGAUCCGCAGUGGGAAGAGAGAUGGGACCCGCGGCUACAGUGGAGAGGCAGCAACACCGGCAUUUGGCAUGAUGACGACAGAAGGUGGGAUUUGGCACAAAGGGCGAGGCUGGUUCGAUGGGCAGGGGAUGGGUAUGACCUCGACCUCGAUAAGUUUGGCGAUCUUAGCAAAAAUGUGACCAUCUUGAUGCCCGUUGAGGAGGGUCAGAAGGUGGGACUUGGUGCUGAUGUUCGCAAGGCAUUCUGGGCGCCAGCGAUGGUUGAUAUCGCCUUUGCUGGCGAGCCGUUGAGUUGCCCACCUGAGAUGUGCGAAAGGCUGGAGAAGAUUUUUGAGUUUCGACGCUAUCAGAGCGGGGGCGAGGCGGGAAGGUAUAAAUAUGUUAUUGAGGUCGAUGGUAACGGAUGGUCGAGUCGUUUCAAGAGGCUGAUAACCUCCAACGCUCUUGUUUUCAAGUCGACGAUAUACCCUGAAUGGUAUACCGACCGUGUUGCUCCUUGGGUUCACUACGUCCCAAUACAAGUGGACUUGUCAGAUCUCUGGGAUGUCUUGACGUUCUUCCGUGGCGAUCCCUCAUGCAAUGGCGCCCACGACGAUCAUGCAAAGAGGAUUGCGAAAGCUGGCCGUGAAUGGAGCAAGUCUUUCUGGAGGAAGGAAGACAUGGUGGCGUAUAUGUUCAGGUUAUUCCUCGAGUAUGCGCGAGUGAUGGAUCCGGAGAGGAAGGCAUACGAUCCAUCUGCUUCGAAUGUAAAUAGCUUCGGCUGGAAGAGGAGGCAGGCAGACGAGCCGAGACCCCCAUG